AUGAGUAGUACAGCCAAAGAACGCAAGCUGGGGUCUCACUACCUCGUUCAAGAGGAGCCGAAGGGCAUCAAGGGGAGGCUAGUGGAUUUACGAAACCUUGGGGAUGGCUCUUACCGAGAUUCGGAUGCGAAGCUCCCUCGGCACAGGGAAUCACCCGUUUCGCGGAACGUCCGCGCUCGGGCCUACGUUUUGCAGAAUCCCUCAGGGAAAGGUCGACAUGAGCCUCGUCAUCUACAAUCGACGCUUGCCUUUCGAGAAAUGCCAACGCCAACGCGACUGAUCUUGUCGCGAAGCACAUUCUCCGUACUGCGCCGUGGAAGUUCGUCGUGUCACGUUCCAGAAACACGCCUAGUGGUUAGAUUUCAAUGCCUCGAAGGAACGGGAACGGAACAACCUCACAAUACGUUCUACCGGUUUGCUUUGAAAGUCUUGGCUCCUUCCUGGAUUUUCACCCAACACGACCCAACACGUACGCUCUUUUUCCUUGGGUUGGUGCUUCUGAUCAUUUUGGCCAGAACGAGUGCUGGCACCUGGAACAUCACUGCAACGACAUUUGCGGGCAUGAACCACGUCGACGCGCAUCUUCAUGACAACUUCGGAUUAUUGUCACCCAGAAGCACGUUCGCAACUGGGGCUUUGAUUUCAUAUCUAGGGGUGGCGCCGCACAAAUUUCUAACAUGCUCUUACAAAGUCAUAUCUCAUCCCUCACAAAGUCAAUGCGAGACCGGAGGAGGAGCACACAUGGUUUCGCUCGACUUACGCUUUCUGAUAUUCCCAUUUUCUCUCACCUCUAACCCGCAACGGGCCAACAGCAGAGGCCUGUACGGGUUCAAUGUCGCGUCUUCCUCGCUUUUCAUUUCAACGGACUCAAUCAACCAGCUACUACUGCUCAAGCGCUCGCAGUCUUUACCCAUGCCCCGUGUAAAGCGUGUUCCGAGCGCUAAACACCUUCCUUUCACCAAACCCACCAUGUCUACCGCGAAGGGUAGCUCAACUGGAAGCCUUAGCAUCGAGAUCACAGAAAUCUGCGUUGAAUCCCAGCACAUCCUCAAGUCGGUCCAACUUUCGAUUGGAUCGUUCGAGCGGGAAUCACCUUGUCUCCUGAAUGCAACGACCCACAACUUUGAGUUGUCAUCCCCCUGUCAAAGCAGUCAACUUUCGCCUUCAGAGUCCCUCUAUCUGCAAGUCCGAUUCCGCGGAUUGUUUCGUGCUGCGUCGAAGAGCAAGAUUCCUCUCGAUGAACUGCUAAGCAAGGCAGAACCCCCGACGAGUGGCGACCUACAACCCACAACGGAUGAGUUAUUCAAGUUGGUUGAACGGUUCCGAGUCCUGGUCAUCGGCAAAGUAGCCCUCUUAUACCUCUAUUCUCAGCUAUUAGCUUACAGUUUGUUUUUACAGUGUGGUGUAGGGAAAUCUUCCCUUAUCAACGAAUGCUUCGGUGUCAAGGAUGCUGUGAGGUCAUUUCCCCGUCUUCUCAAGAUCCGCUCCUAA
Molecule: messenger RNA, 1491 nt
Organism: Laccaria bicolor S238N-H82
Lineage: Eukaryota; Fungi; Basidiomycota; Agaricomycetes; Agaricales; Hydnangiaceae
Exons: 14
Coding region: 1-1491 (496 amino acids)
Source: RefSeq, a predicted model, not a curated record